Pleurotus ostreatus (oyster mushroom) is the source of this 1782-nucleotide messenger RNA. RefSeq lists its product as uncharacterized. Lineage: Eukaryota; Fungi; Basidiomycota; Agaricomycetes; Agaricales; Pleurotaceae. Bases 1 to 1782 code for a protein of 593 amino acids. Gene Ontology annotation, biological process: branched-chain amino acid biosynthetic process. The record is from RefSeq and is a predicted model, not a curated record. Gene Ontology annotation, cellular component: mitochondrion. Gene Ontology annotation, molecular function: dihydroxy-acid dehydratase activity. The transcript has 11 exons.
AUGUCCAGCCUCAAACGUACGCCUGCCGCAACACGCCUCUUCUCCUCGUCCCACAGAUGGCGCGACGCCCCCGUCAUGAACCGCUACAGCAGGCUCGUAACAGAGCCAAAGGACCAAGGCGCCAGCCAGGCAAUGCUUUACGCGACCGACGGUAUCAAAACCGACGAGGACUUUAAAAAGGCUAUGGUGGGCGUGGCUAGCGUGUGGUAUGAGGGCAAUCCAUGCAACACCCACAUUCUUGGGCUUGGGAAGGAAAUCAAAGAGUCCUUGAACAAGGCAUCACUGAUUGGUUACCAGUUCGGCACGGUCGGUGUAAGCGAUGCUAUCAGCAUGGGCACAUACGGGAUGUCAUAUUCCUUGCAAUCACGCGACCUUAUUGCGGACCAAGUUGAGACAGCUGCAGGAGGUCACCAUCUCGACGGAAUGGUUGUCGUACCAGGUUGCGACAAAAACAUGCCUGGCGUCCUCAUCGCUCUCGGCCGCCUGAACCGACCAGGUAUAAUGGUUUAUGGCGGCACGAUCCGUGCUGGUUCAUGUGACGGCAUGCCCCAGAUCGACAUCGUCUCCGCGUUCCAGUCGUACGGGAAAUUCCUGCAAGACGGCAAAACGCCUGAAGCUGAACACUUCAGGUACAACACAGUUCGCCAUGCUUGCCCCGGCCCAGGUGCAUGUGGAGGCAUGUAUACCGCCAAUACGAUGGCCUCCGCUGCGGAGGCCCUUGGCAUGACCCUGCCUGGCUCCUCCUCUUUCCCGGCAGAGUCAGCCGACAAGCACACUGAAUGUGCAUCCGUUGGGGAACACAUGUACAACCUUCUCGCUAAAAACAUCCUUCCUCGGGACAUAAUGACACGGUCUGCAUUUGAAAACGCAAUGGUGUUGACUAUGAUCUUGGGCGGCUCAACAAACGCCGUCCUGCAUCUAAUCGCUAUAGCUCAUUCAGUCGGGAUCCACCUUACCAUCGACGACUUCCAGAAGGUGUCAGACCGCAUACCCUUCAUUGCCGAUAUUAAGCCAAGCGGCAAAUAUGUUAUGGAACAUAUAUAUAAAAUCGGUGGAAUACCUAAAAUCCUUCAUUUCCUGCUCAAAAAUAAUUUAAUUGACGGGAACAACAUCACGGUGACAGGUCGCACCCUCGGGGACAACUUGGAACGGUGGAUACACAAGUAUGGCGAGCUGACCUUCCAUGAUCAAGAUGUCAUCCGUCCUCUCAACAAUCCAAUCAAAUCGACGGGUCACAUCAGGAUCCUGAAAGGCAAUCUUGCUCCUGGUGGCGCUGUGGCCAAGAUCACGGGUAAAGAAGGUCUUGGAUUCACAGGAAAAGCCAGAGUAUUCGACUCAGAGACGGACUUUGUAAGCGCCAUAGAAAGCGAGUCGAUUAAGAAAGGCGAAAAAACCGUCGCCAUUCUCAGGUACCUUGGUCCGAAAGGAGGCCCUGGAAUGCCCGAGAUGCUUAAGCCCACGAGUCUGAUCAUGGGUGCAGGUUUGGGCCUUGACGUCGCAUGCCUUACUGAUGGCCGAUUUAGCGGCGGAUCUCACGGUUUCUGUAUUGGCCACGUUGUACCCGAGGCUCAGGAAGGUGGACCGAUUGCCCUGGUGCAGGACGGAGAUGUUAUCGUUGUCGAUGCCGUGAAGAACACCAUCGAUCUACAAGUUUCCCCUGAAGAACUCGAAGCGAGGAGAGCCAAGUGGGUCGCGCCCCCUCUGAAGGUCUCAAAAGGUACCCUAUACAAAUACACCAAGACCGUCACAGAUGCAAGCAGGGGGUGCAUUACGGACGCCUGA